CCCGCCGGGUCGCGGGCGGAGCGGCGGCAGCGGGGCUCGGCAGCGGGGCUCGGCAGCGGGGCUCGGCAUCGGGGCUCGGCAGCGGGGCUCGGCAGCGGGGCUCGGGACGGGGCAGCGCCGGCGGCAGCGGCGGCCCCGGGGUGAGGGAGAUGGAGUUCUCCAGCCGAGCGAGGCUGAGGCAUGCGCGGCUGACUGGGGACCGGAGGGAGCAGUACCCUCACAGCUUGCAGUUUUACCUGGAUCCCCCCAUGGAAAGCAUCUCCCUGGUGGAGUUUGAGAGCUUUGCCGUCGACCGCCUGAAGCUUCUUAAAGUAAUUGAAAAUCUGGGUGUGAGCCAUGUAAGAGGUACUGAUGUAUACAAAGCUAAGCUGGAGGCUGAGCUCCGGAAACUGAAAUUUCCCUACAGAGCUUUGGCUGAGGGUGAUUAUGAGGCAAGAAGAAAAGAUCAUAUUUCUCAUUUCAUACUACGCCUUGCCUACUGCCAGUCUGAGGAUCUCAGGCGUUGGUUUCUUCAACAAGAAAUGGAUCUCUUCCGAUAUCGCUUCAAUGAACUAACUGAAAGUUUAAUGCAGAAAUUCCUGGAACAUGUUAACUUGUCAUUUGAAGCUAUUGGUGAAGACCUGAAAAAUGAAUUGGCUAAUGAGCUGAGUACAUCAACCCCUGGCUUCACUCUGGCUAAAGUAAAAGAGCAAAUGUUCUAUAAGGUUGGACUUGCGGAUGCUGUGGAUUUAUUUAGAGCCAGAAAAGUAUUCAUUAAAGACGGCUUUGCCUAUGUGCCAUUUAAGGAGAUUGAUGUGAUUGUUUUGAAUAACUACAGAACAAAAUUGUCUAAAGCACUGGCGCUGACAGCACGAUCACUACCUUCCAUACAGUCUGAUGAGAGACUUCAACCUCUGCUUAAUCAUCUCAGCCAUUCUUAUGUUGGCCCAGAUUACAGCAUCCAGAAUAACACUGGAAAAAUUUCUCUAGAGCAAAUUGAUGCUCUGUGUGUGAAGUCGUUCCCCCUCUGCAUGCGGCAGCUGCACCGAGCGCUCCGUGACAGCCACCACCUCCGCCACGGAGGGCGGAUGCAGUACGGGCUCUUCCUCAAAGGCAUCGGCCUCACCCUGGAGCAGGCACUGGAAUUCUGGAAGAAAGAAUUUAUCAGAGGAAAAGUGGAUGCAGACAAGUUUGACAAAGGAUAUGCUUACAGCAUUCGUCACAGCUAUGGGAAAGAAGGAAAGAGGACUGAUUAUACCCCAUACAGCUGCAUGAAGAUUAUCAUGUCCAAUCCACCAAGCCAAGGGGAUUAUCAUGGGUGCCCAUUCCGCCACAGUGAUCCUGAGCUACUGAAGCAAAAGCUGCAGUCAUACAAGAUCUCUCCCAGUGGAAUAACUCAGGUGCUGGAGCUGGUGAAGGGAAUGCAUUACCAACUGGCCUGUCAGAAGUUCUUUGAGUUGACACAUGAUGUUGAUGACAUUGGGUUUUCUUUGAACCAUCCUAAUCAGUACUUUACAGAAAGUCAGAAGCUGUUAAAUGGUGGCAGAGAACUGAAGAAGGAAUUCAAUAACUCGGGAAACUUUCAACAAAAAAAUAAUAGUCAGGAAAGCAUAAAUUCAAGUUCUACUCCCACCUCUUCAAAUGCAAAAGCUGAUACAGAACUGGAAGGACUGGAAGCAUACUUCACUGAAGACUAAGUAGCUGUGUUAUUUGUGUUAUUAUUUCUUUCUUUCAUUCUUUCCCUUCUCUAGCUGGAUUUGUCCCUAUACUGAGGAAUAUGCACUUCACCACCUGGAAGACAGAAGCAUUUAGUGCUUUGAGUAGGAUGAAAAAAAUGAAAGAUAAAUAUUGAAGCUGUAAUUGCAUCCAGUAUUUAUUCUUACUGCUUUAGGAAGCUAUUUUAUAGGGUGUGUUUAAGGAUGGGAAAGGAAACUUUCUUCACAGUUAUUAGGUAGUUUUUGUCUGACUUACCUUUUUUGGUUUUCUUCAAAAAGUUCAAUAUUUUUAUCCCCUUUUGUGAUCACUUUUCUGUGUACCAUCUUAAUAAAAAAUUGCAAA
This is a messenger RNA of Oenanthe melanoleuca, 2037 nucleotides long. It is a transcript of the gene PRIM2, whose product is annotated as DNA primase subunit 2. The coding region runs from base 150 to 1676 and encodes 508 amino acids. Gene Ontology annotation, biological process: DNA replication, synthesis of primer. The record is from RefSeq and is a predicted model, not a curated record. Gene Ontology annotation, cellular component: alpha DNA polymerase:primase complex. Lineage: Eukaryota; Metazoa; Chordata; Aves; Passeriformes; Muscicapidae. The transcript is spliced from 13 exons.